CCAACUACCAGGCGUUAAUUGUGCGGUUUUAAUUUUAGACAGCAUCGUUCUUUUGUUUCACGUCAUCUCUUGUCUUGGUUCUGAAAAUGUGUGUCUCCUCUUAUAUUGAUUUAUUACCUCCUUCACAGGGCAAUUAAUAGUAAUUUACUUUCUUCGCUGCAUCAGCUUUAUUUACACCGUCAACGCAUUGAAUCUUUCCCUCAAACGCGUCUCCCACUAAUUCCUGCGUAAUUAUUUUAUUUAAUUUAUCUUUUAGAAAAUGGCGACUCCUGUUUUUUAUGAUAUAUAAUGUAAUGACAUAUAUUCAAAUUUUCUCCGAGUGGGUUACCAUUCUUUAAAAAACAAAAAAUAAAAAAUAAAAUCGGCGCUUCUUCCAGACUCAUUUUGAAUUUCCACUGAAGUUGCAAGGUUUUCAGCCACGAAAUUUAGGUUGAAACCGAUGUAGUUAAAAUAUGCCGACGAUUAGAGCUCCAGCUAAGAAGCAAACUACGACUUUAACGGUUGCGGUAAAAUGUAGACCGUUAAGUCAGAGGGAAUGCAGUCGCGACAUUGUUAGAGUAAAAAACAACAAGGAAGUGGUAGUGUUAGAUCCUGACUUAUCAAAGGAUUAUUUGGAUCGCAUUCAAAAUCGAACCAAAGAGAAAAAGUAUUGUUUCGAUCACGCCUUUGGUCCUCAGUCUACAAAUUUGGAUACCUACCAGAAAUGUAUAUCUACUAUAAUCUCGGGAGUUGUACAAGGUCUUAAUGCAACUGUAUUUGCCUAUGGUUCAACUGGAAGUGGUAAAACUUACACAAUGGUUGGGACACAGCAUGAUCCUGGACUCAUGGUUCUGAGUUUGCACACAAUUUUUGAUCUUAUUAGAAGGGAUAAGAGCUCUGACGAAUUUGAAGUUACUUGUUCCUAUCUUGAAGUCUACAAUGAGGUUAUAUAUGAUUUACUCGAAAAAUCAUCAGGUUCUUUGGAACUUAGAGAGGAUCCUGAGCAUGGAAUAGUUGUUGCUGGGCUAAGAUGCAUUAAGGUUCAUUCAGCUGAUAAGAUCCUUGAACUUUUAAAUUUGGGGAAUAGUCGAAGAAAAACAGAAAGCACAGAGGCUAAUGCUACAUCUUCAAGAUCACAUGCAGUAUUGGAGAUUACUGUGAGAAGAAAACAGAGAAACAAAUAUAAAAAUCAAGUCAUGCGAGGAAAACUUGCACUUGUUGACCUUGCUGGCAGUGAACGAGCUUCUGAAACAAACAGUACGGGCCAAAAGCUGAGGGAUGGUGCUAACAUUAAUCGUUCACUUCUUGCUUUAGCGAACUGCAUCAAUGCUCUAGGGAAACAACAAAAGAAGGGUCUUGUCUAUGUUCCAUACCGCAAUAGUAAACUGACAAGGAUACUUAAAGAUGGUUUGAGUGGUAACUCUCAGACAGUGAUGGUUGCUACAAUAUCUCCUGCAGAUAGUCAGUAUCAUCACACUGUGAAUACCCUGAAAUAUGCAGACAGGGCAAAGGAAAUAAAGACACACAUCCAGAAAAAUAUUGGCACAAUCGAUACACAUGUAUCAGAUUAUCAACGAAUGAUUGACAGUCUUCAGAUUGAAGUUUGCCGAUUGAAGAAAGAACUAGCAGACAAGGAAUCACAGUUGAGUGUCAAACCAACAGAAACGACUGCUGAUGAUGAACUGUCUUGGUUAAAUGUCUUGAGCCAAGAAAUCAGUGAAAAUGUUCAGGAACGUAUAAACUUACAGAAGGCACUGUUUGAACUUGAGGAAACCAAUCUUCGAAACCGCACUGAACUUCAGCAUCUUGAUGAUGCUAUUGCAAAACAACCGGUUUCUGAAAAGGAUGGUACAGUUUCUGAAGCUCUGAGAGUGAGGAGGCAAGAUAUUCUUGAUAACAUCCGUGACAAUGAUGAGGCUGGUAUUAAUUACCGAAAGGAAAUUGAAGAAAAUGAAAAGCAUCGUUGCCAACUCCAAGGUAUGAUUGAGGAAGCAAUCAGUAACAAUGGCAAUAAAACUUACUUGCGCAUACUCAGUCAAUACAGACUCCUGGGGAUGGCUAAUACCGAGCUUCAGUUUGAAAUGGCAAUGAGAGAACAGAUAAUCCACAACCAAAGAGAGGCACAAAGAAAUCUUUGGAACUUGAUCAUGGGGUUGGGACUUGAUGAGAAACAGAUACUUGACCUUGCUGCCAAGCAGGGAAUAACGAUUGAAGAUUGGACAGUGACACGCUAUCCGGGGCUUUCAAACAGAGGGAAAUCACCCAAUUUGGCAUCUGGAGGGUAUGCUCCAUUCAGUUAUGGUCUUUCUAUAAACCAAUGGCGUAGAUCAUCUUGCAUCUGCCAGAAUCAUCAACGUGUUGCUUCAAAGUCAUUUUCUCAAGACCGCUGGGACCUGUCUCCUACAUUUUUCCGGGAAAAGCACCAUAGUUUUUACUACUUACUAGCUCAUGAUAACUCUCCGCCAUGUGUCAGGUUCAGGAGGAGUAGUGAUAACUGGGUCAGUGGUGGUCAUCCAAUUUCUUGGUUUGGCACCCCUGAUAAGCUUCCCCGAGAUUUGCGGAAAUCAUACCCAGAGAUAACUCCUGUUUCAUCAUGCAAUGAAAUCUAUCUACCAACUCCAGCUUUCGGUGCAGAUUUUGGACAGGGGCAAAAGGACAUUAUGAGGCAAAAUUUAUACAGCAAGGCUCCUCAUGGUGCAAUCAGUAGCAGCAGCCAAGACAUGGUCAAAGGACCAAUAGUCGGUCUCGGUAGGACAGCCAAUGGUUUGUUGGGAUUUAUCCCAUCCGAACAAUCCUUUAGUACACACGGCCUGAAUCAUUCGGUCCAAAAUUCCAACCCCUCCAACCACCCAAGCCUUUCCUGCAUUCAUACAUUUACUAACCAAAGCUUUAAAACUUAAGGCUGCCCCUCCAUUUUUGUAUAGCUUUCUUGUAUGUUGUACCUUAGUCUUUCUUUCCAUUGUUUUGUUUUUGCAUUCUUUUCUCUCCAGUGUUGAUGUAUAUACAUGAAUCAGUGCAUCAGAGUUGGCUUAGGAGGAAUUGGUAGCUGAAUUCUUUGUUUCUCCAUUGUGGAGAUUAGAGGGUUUAUAAAACCCAAGCUGCGGAUUGUAGGUUGUUUUUGUAACAGUAAUGUUUCAUAGAAAAAAAAAAAACGUUCAAUAUAUUUCUUCAGUUGAAAUCUAAGUUACAAAAUGAACGACAAAAUUGCUCCCAAGAA
Molecule: messenger RNA, 3196 nt
Organism: Gossypium arboreum
Lineage: Eukaryota; Viridiplantae; Streptophyta; Magnoliopsida; Malvales; Malvaceae
Product: kinesin-like protein KIN-8B
Exons: 15
Coding region: 453-2879 (808 amino acids)
Biological process (GO): microtubule-based movement
Molecular function (GO): ATP binding; microtubule binding; microtubule motor activity
Source: RefSeq, a predicted model, not a curated record